Calypte anna (Anna's hummingbird) is the source of this 2822-nucleotide messenger RNA. RefSeq names its product hepatocyte nuclear factor 4-beta. Gene Ontology annotation, biological process: anatomical structure development; positive regulation of transcription by RNA polymerase II; cell differentiation. The coding region runs from base 74 to 1480 and encodes 468 amino acids. The record is from RefSeq and is a predicted model, not a curated record. Gene Ontology annotation, cellular component: nucleus. Gene Ontology annotation, molecular function: RNA polymerase II cis-regulatory region sequence-specific DNA binding; nuclear steroid receptor activity; zinc ion binding. The transcript has 10 exons. Lineage: Eukaryota; Metazoa; Chordata; Aves; Apodiformes; Trochilidae.
ACAGCCGGGCCGGUUGGGUUUUGGUUUGGUUUUUUUUUUUUUUUUGCCUCUUCCCUUGCUGUUGACAGUAAUAAUGAAGCUUUGUCAGCCCAUCAUGGACAUGGAUAUGCCUGAUUAUGUUGACUCCUUGGAUUCCUCUUAUACCAUGCUGGAAUUUGACAACCUUCGGGUGCUCCCCAAUAACCCAGAGAGCUCGAAUGGUCUCUGUUCUCUGCCCACAGAGACCAUCACAGCUGAAGCAGCAGCCCCCAACCUGCUCACCAAUGGCAUCUCUUCUCUCUGCUCCAUCUGUGGGGACCGAGCCACCGGCAAACACUACGGAGCAUCCAGCUGUGAUGGCUGCAAAGGCUUCUUCAGGAGGAGUGUCCGCAAGAACCACGUCUAUUCCUGCAGGUUCAGCCGACAGUGUGUGAUAGACAAAGACAAGAGGAACCAGUGCAGGUACUGCAGGCUGAAGAAAUGCUUCAGAGCUGGCAUGAAGAAGGAAGCCGUGCAGAACGAGCGUGACCGGAUCAGCAUCCGCAGGAGCAGCUAUGAGGACAAUGGCUCACUCUCCAUCAGUGUCCUCACCCAGGCUGAGGCCAUGGCACAGCAGUAUUCAUCGUUGAGUCCAGUGCACAGUGCAGAUAUUGCAAUGAAGAAGGUGGCAACCAUCAACGAUGUGUGUGAGUCCAUGAAACAGCAGCUUCUGGUGCUGGUUGAGUGGGCAAAAUACAUCCCAGCAUUUUGUGAGCUCCCACUUGAUGACCAGGUUGCCUUGCUCAGAGCCCACGCAGGGGAACAUCUGCUCCUUGGGGUAGCCAAGAGAUCCAUACCCUACACUGAUUUUCUGUUAUUAGGGAAUGACUUCAUCAUCCCAAUGCACUGUCCAGAACUGGAAAUUGCUCGUGUGGCCACCAGAAUCUUGGAUGAGUUGGUGAAGCCCUUGAGGGACAUCCAGAUUGAUGACAAUGAGUAUGCUUGCCUUAAAGCCAUCAUCUUCUUUGACCCAGACUGCAAAGGCCUGAGUGAGCCUGGGAAGGUGAAGAACAUGCGUUUCCAGGUCCAGGUCAACCUAGAGGACUACAUCAACGACCGGCAGUACGACUCCCGAGGCCGGUUCAGUGAUAUCCUCCUCCUCCUGCCCCCUCUUCAGAGCAUCACCUGGCAGAUGAUAGAGCAAGUCCAGUUUGUGAAGCUCUUUGGUGUGGCCAGGAUUGACAGCUUGCUUCAGGAGAUGCUGCUGGGAGGAACAACCAUUGAUCUCCAGUACCAGUCAGGACCUCCCAACCUCAACCUGGAACCUCUGCCAGGCCAUGUCAUGCCAAGCAACAUGAGCUCUGUGAUUCACACUGCUCCAGACCCAUCUCCUGAAACAUCCCUUCCAUCUCCUUCUACAAGCACAGGCAGUGAAGACUAUAAACUAGGCUCUAGCACAGGACCCAACGCCGUAGCACAGCUCUUGCCUCAGACAGUGAUGCCCAAGCAGGAGAUUUUAUAGGGAGAGGUGGAAGGAGAAGCUGGGAGCAAUGUAAAUGAAACCUGGGCAGAAAGUGAAACAGGCCCCUUUCUUUUGCAGAGGCAAAGCACAGCAGCCCCCUGCCUGCAGCCACAUCUGUUGGGCACCCCAUUUCCCGGCCAAGUUGACCACCAGGUCCCACCAGACUUCAGCAGGAGCCUCACCAGGGGUCUUCCCACCACCAGCACCCUCCUGUCACAAGUGAUUUAUUUGGGUUAAUGCUCUUUUCAGCAGCAGGACCAAGACUCAAAGCUCUUUGGGGCAGGGCUUCUGACUGCAAUCACUCAUCACCUCACUUGCCGUCAUCGUGUCCCUUUUUAAAGCCUUUGGCCACCAUCUUCAUAAAACCAAAAGCCUUACCUGGUGAUUGUAUUUGAAUUAUCAGUCUAUUCCCACUAAAAGUUUAGUGACACUCCCAUUUCUCCUCCUGCCCAUUAAGCUUUAGGAACAGCAUCUCCAUAAUCAGCAGCCCAAUGCUUUUUGAUUCCACGUGGAUGUGUCAAACCCCAAAUAGCCCAGCAUUUAAUUGCCUGUCAGUUAUUACUUGUCAUCAGGAAUGGUUAUUUUUCCAAAAUUUCCAGUAUAUCUAGGGUCCAGCUGGGAGCCAAUGCAUCAUCUCCUUUGUGUGCAUGCCUAAGGCAACUCCAGGACAGUAGCAAGGGGCUCUGCAUCAGGUUGUGGCUGCUGGAUCUGGUAAAACCCAGAGAAAAAAAUAUUAGAAAAAAAAAACCCAACACCUGUCAGGAAGCUCCAGGUGUUGAUUUAUCAAGUUACUGCUUUGUUUCUCCUGCAAACUUUUACUGGGGAGAAGCAAAUGAGGGAUUAAUGCAAAACUUAACCAGCAGUAGGUAACCAACUAAUAAAUAUGUUAAAAAACUUUAAAGUUAUCCCAAUAGAUGACUAUACAACCUCAGACUUUUCUUGAAGUGCAGUCAAGUGUGUUAUGGUGUUGAUUUUGCAUAAAUUGAACUUUAUUAGAAAGCACUUAUGGAAAACUUACCCUUAUCUGCACUGAAGACCAAUGAGUUCCCUUGAGGGGCACAAGAGGCCCUGGUGAGCAGCAGGACACAAGAGUCUUAGUUCUGCUGCAUCACGUAAAUCUCUCUUCCCCACGUGCAUCCCCAAAGACAGCAAAAAUGAGAUGGUUGGUGGUGCCCAGGCCUGGCUUGGGGAGUUUUAUUUCACUAAUGGUUGGGAAGCAUUUUGAGAUCCUCAGAUGGAGGAUGCUAUGCAAAUGGAACCUUACUGAUGGGAAGAGAAGUUGGGAUGCGCAUCUGAACCUCAUAAAAAAGGGGAUUACUUGGCAUUUCAGCUCUUGGGGAGA